Messenger RNA from Cryptococcus amylolentus CBS 6039, 585 nucleotides. RefSeq lists its product as hypothetical. NCBI's taxonomy places the organism in Eukaryota, Fungi, Basidiomycota, Tremellomycetes, Tremellales, Cryptococcaceae. The transcript has a single exon. The record is from RefSeq and is a predicted model, not a curated record. Bases 1 to 585 code for a protein of 194 amino acids.
AUGGCCGAAGACUCGUCCCGAUUUCCCCCAAACAGCCGUCUCGGUAAUACAGACAACGGUUCAUAUGUGGGUCAUAUGUGCUACUGUCCGAACCACCUCGACCUCUCAAGACCCAGAGAGUCCGUGGCAGACUGGGUUGGGUCAGGCAAGUCUCUCCUUCCCGGCCACCCCGUCUCACUCGUGACUUUUGAGGAUGGCACGUCCACUAUAAUGUGUGAGGGCUGCGGUGCGAACGCAGUGCUUGCUGCUGCGGGCGAUCGCGAACGUGAGAAAGAAGAGCAAAUCGCUGGGACUGUUACACGCGAAGAUAUGGAGACCGCUGGCAUCUAUGAUGACUACAUAGCCACGUUUCGGGAAGCGGCCUCAAUCACAACGGGCUAUGUAGACCCCAAUGGAGAGCUGUAUCCAAGGACAAUCGACAACCCCGUCCUCAAGGUUGACAAGGACUCUCUCACCGAUGAAGCCAGUGUGGUGAGCGCUUGGGAAGAGUACAAACGACGUCAUCCGAAAGACCCAUCGCGUGAAGCAACAGCUCUGGGAAUGACCGUCCAAUAUGGACUGAUGACCAGCAGGCAUAGCGGCUGA